This is a messenger RNA of Echinops telfairi (small Madagascar hedgehog), 1722 nucleotides long. It is a transcript of the gene INTS15, whose product is annotated as chromosome unknown C7orf26 homolog. The record is from RefSeq and is a predicted model, not a curated record. The transcript has 6 exons. The coding region runs from base 74 to 1312 and encodes 412 amino acids. Lineage: Eukaryota; Metazoa; Chordata; Mammalia; Afrosoricida; Tenrecidae.
GAGCGCCGCCAAGGAGGUGCUGUACCACCUGGACAUCUACUUCAGCAGCCAGCUGCAGAGCGCGCCGCUGCCUAUGGUGGACAAGGGCCCCGUGGAGCUGCUGGAGGAGUUCGUGUUCCAGGUGCCCAAGGAGCGCGGCGCUCAGCCCAAGAGACUGAAUUCACUCCAAGAGCUUCAACUUCUUGAAAUCAUGUGCAAUUACUUCCAGGAGCAGACCAAGGACUCGGUCCGGCAGAUCCUCUUCUCCUCCCUUUUCAGUCCCCAAGGGAACAAGGCCGAUGACAGCCGCAUGAGCUUGCUGGGAAAGCUGGUCUCCAUGGCGGUGGCCGUGUGCCGGAUCCCCGUGCUGGAGUGCGCAGCUUCCUGGCUCCAGCGCACGCCUGUGGUCUACUGCGUGAGGCUGGCUCGGGCCCUCGUGGACGACUACUGCUGCCUGGUGCCGGGGUCCGUGCAGAUCCUGAAGCAAACCUUCAGUGCCAGCCCUCGAUUCUGCUGCCAGUUUGUAACGUCUGUCACCACACUCUAUGACCUGUCCUCAGACGGCCUCAUCCCACCGCUGGACUUGCUCGAGACGAUCGUCAGCUGGAUUCUCGAGGACCCCCGCUUGGUUCUCAUCACCUUUUUAAACACGCCGAUCGCAGCCAAUCUUCCCAUUGGCUUUCUAGAGCUCACCCCUCUCACGGGCCUGAUCCGCUGGUGCGUGAAGGCCCCCCUGGCGUACAGGAGGAGGAAGAGGCCCCCGCUGGCCAACGGCCACCUCCCUAACAAAGCGCCCAAGGAGCCAGCCGCCCCCGGCUCGGAGCGGGACUCUCACCUCCUGUACUCUAAGCUGCACCUCAGCGUCCUGCAGGUGCUGCUGAUGCUGCAGGGACACCUGACUGAGAAGAACCUCUACGGGCGCCUGGGCCUCGUCCUCUUCGACCACAUGGUGCCGCUGGUGGAGGAGAUCAACCGGCUGGCGGACGAGCUGAACCCCCUCAAUGCCUCCCAGGAGAUCGAGCUGGCGCUGGACCGGCUCGCACAAGCCCUCCAGGUGGCCAUGGCCUCGGGGGCCCUGCUGUGCACACGAGACGACCUGCGGACGCUGUGUUCCAGGUUGCCCCACAAUAACCUGCUCCAGCUGGUGAUCUCGGGCCCCGUGCCGCAGUCUCCGCACGCCGCGCUCCCGCCUGGCUUUUACCCUCACAUCCACACCCCUCCGCUGGGCUACGGGGCCGUGCCAGCCCACCCCGCGGCCCACCCCGCCCUGCCCACGCACCCUGGGCACACCUUCAUCUCGGGCAUGCCCUUCCCCUUCCGGCCCAUCCGCUAGCUGGCCGGCGGUGCCGUCCAUGGCGGAGUGCCCUCUGUGCCCGACGAGGGAGCCCUCGGAGAGCUUCGUGUGGAGUCCAGGCGUCUCCUGCCCGACCACGCUCCCUCCCAGCAGCAAGCCAGAUUGGAUGACGAAGGAGGCGGCCAGGGCCCUGUGAAGAGCGCCGUGGGGGCUCUGUGCUGCCAGGGAGGGAGGGGAGCCAUAGCAGGCCUGCAGUGCAGGCAGGCCCUUCUCAGGCUCCGUGAGCUCAGAGCUGGUACGUGGGGGUUGCAGGUAUGUGCACAGCGCUUAGUUAGCACUGUUCAGGGAAGCCUGACGGGAUGACCCCGUCACCCAGGAAAGGAACUUCUCUGUUGUAUGGAGGUCUCUACGUUUUCCUUUCAGAUGUUCAAAUAAACUUUUUCUAAACA